Ascochyta rabiei is the source of this 525-nucleotide messenger RNA. RefSeq lists its product as uncharacterized. The record is from RefSeq and is a predicted model, not a curated record. Lineage: Eukaryota; Fungi; Ascomycota; Dothideomycetes; Pleosporales; Didymellaceae. Bases 1 to 525 code for a protein of 174 amino acids. The transcript has a single exon.
AUGUUCGGUUUCAACGACGCAACAAUACUCUUCGUCUUUGUCUUUCUCCACACCCUAUUCGAAUCGAGCCAUGCGCUGCCCGACCUUCAGCGGCGCGGCCUUCCCGGAGCUGUUUACACCUGCACUGGUGAACAAUUUUCGGAAGACUGCGGAUGGUCUCUUCCCACGACAAACUGUCGCAUCGCCAGCGCCAAAUCCAUUGGCCCUGACCCUGGUGGCUAUUGCACUUUGUACAAGAACUUCGACUGCACCCAGUCCGUUCGCACACUACUAUUUCCUGGCGCUGGGACAGGGCUCCCGGAAUACAUGUCCUUCAAGUGCGGCGUAGGCGUUGGCACCUCAGGAACUGUAGCACCUAUGGCGAAUGCAAACACAGACCAGGUCUUCAAGACUCUGCCGGCGAACAGACUAGCCGGAGGAGUGGGAAGUUUGGAGAGGAAGGCCCAUUUGAAGGAGAUUCAGGCCAUGGAAAAGGAUGGGUUCAGUGAAGGGCUGAUAGGGUUGAAGAAGAAUGUGUAUUACUAG